AUGGGUCCCUCUGAGGCUGCCCUUCUGACUAAACUUAGGACGAAGCUAUUCUCAUAUGGGUUUACGAUUCUCUCUGUCUAUGACAAUGGAUCUGUUUUAAGCCCAGAGGUGCCCAACCUCACGAAGGAUGGCCUCGUUGACAAGUUUGCAGCUGGUGUCUCUAUGGUCGCUUCGCUAUCCUUGACUCUCUCUUACCCAACUCUUACAGCUGCACAUCACAUGUUCGUCAAUACCUACAAGAACAUCCUUGUUGUUGCCGUCGUUCCUAUUGCAUCUGCUAAGAAUGCUCCUGCUCCUGCCUCUAAGGAAGUAGAGAAGAAGGACGAGCCUGUCGAUGAGUCUGACGAUGACUUGGGAUUUGGUUUGCGACGUCUUCAAAUCAAACGGAGGGAACAAACUAUACACUAA
Asparagus officinalis (garden asparagus) is the source of this 408-nucleotide messenger RNA. RefSeq names its product 60S acidic ribosomal protein P0-like. The transcript has a single exon. Gene Ontology annotation, molecular function: structural constituent of ribosome; large ribosomal subunit rRNA binding. Gene Ontology annotation, biological process: cytoplasmic translation; ribosomal large subunit assembly. The coding region runs from base 1 to 408 and encodes 135 amino acids. Gene Ontology annotation, cellular component: cytosolic large ribosomal subunit. The record is from RefSeq and is a predicted model, not a curated record. NCBI's taxonomy places the organism in Eukaryota, Viridiplantae, Streptophyta, Magnoliopsida, Asparagales, Asparagaceae.